UAUAAAUUCGUAUGAAUUUCAAUAAAACUGUUUGCCUGCUAUGCCCCUCAUUUCGAAGAAAACAUCCCAGUCGAAUGAAAUCGGUCAAACGAGAAAGACCUCCUCUACCCACAGAUGGCAGAUUUGAAAAGUGUUUGUUUGUUUGUUUUGGUCGCGGUUUCUUUGCUCUCGUGCGAGGUUCAAGCGAAGGGACAGCGACCGAAUGGCAACGGGAACGGGAACGGCGGACAGUGGGUAUUCCCCAAUCCCGAGCCGGAGCCAAGCAGACCCCCGCCGCCACCCUGCGGUCAGCCCCCAGAUGGACCCCCGCCUCCAGGUCCACCUCCGCCUGGUCCGCCGCCCGGUUGUCCAGGAGGUCCACCCCCGCCUCGGAGACGACACCAAGGUCACCGCCAAUGGAACCCACAUCGUCCGCCUCCCGGUUACCAUAAGAACUUUCAAAACAUAUUCCUGAGCACAGAGCAAAAGGUGGACACGGACAACUACAAUAAAACGGCUGAGGCAGAGGAUUUGCACGACGAUUUCAAUGGUCGUUCGAUUGUGGCGCCCGGACAGUACCCACACAUGGCCGCUCUGGGAUUCCGUAAUGAGAACCGCGAGAUCGACUACAAGUGCGGCGGAAGCCUAAUCAGUGAGUAUUUUGUGCUCACGGCCGCUCACUGUCUCACAACUCACGGCACCGCUCCCGAUGUGGUGAAGAUCGGGGAUAUCAAACUGAAGGAGUGGGAGAACGAUGUUGCCCCACAAAGGCGUCGUGUGGCGCAGAUUUAUUUGUAUCCAUUGUACAAUUCUACUCUGAAUUACCAUGACAUUGGACUGAUCCAAUUAAACCGACCCGUGGAAUACACCUGGUUUGUGAAGCCAGUCCGACUCUGGCCAAGGGACGAAAUUCCAUAUGGCAAGCUCCACACCAUGGGCUACGGCUCGACAGGAUUUGCCCAGCCCCAAACCAAUGUCCUCACGGAAUUGGAUCUGUCGGUGGUGCCAACAGAUCAGUGCAAUAGCAGUCUUCCCGCCGACGAGAGUUCUCCUCAGGGAAUUCUUUCAAGCCAGAUUUGUGCUCAUGACUACGAGAAAAAUCGUGAUACCUGUCAGGGCGAUUCUGGAGGACCUCUUCAGCUGAAUUUGGAGCGUCGACAUCGCCGCCACCGCAGCCGAAGGCGCUAUCGCUAUUACCUGGUGGGCAUCACAUCUUAUGGCGCCUAUUGUCGCAGUGAAUUCCCAGGAGUUUAUACACGCGUGUCGUCCUACAUCGACUGGAUUGCGUCUAUAGUGUGGCCAAAUUACUUCAGCGAGUUUGAUAAUCAGUAGUCAUUAAUAAAUUCAUAAAAAUAUGAUAUUAAUUUAUUUAUAAGCAUUUCUUUCUCCAUAUUUGUGCCAGGA
Messenger RNA from Drosophila serrata, 1383 nucleotides. Its product is annotated as venom protease. Gene Ontology annotation, biological process: proteolysis. The record is from RefSeq and is a predicted model, not a curated record. Lineage: Eukaryota; Metazoa; Arthropoda; Insecta; Diptera; Drosophilidae. Gene Ontology annotation, molecular function: serine-type endopeptidase activity.